Nicrophorus vespilloides is the source of this 2038-nucleotide messenger RNA. RefSeq names its product thiamine transporter 1-like. Gene Ontology annotation, biological process: vitamin transport; transmembrane transport. The record is from RefSeq and is a predicted model, not a curated record. The transcript is spliced from 4 exons. Bases 720 to 1991 code for a protein of 423 amino acids. Gene Ontology annotation, cellular component: plasma membrane. Lineage: Eukaryota; Metazoa; Arthropoda; Insecta; Coleoptera; Silphidae. Gene Ontology annotation, molecular function: vitamin transmembrane transporter activity.
AAAUAAAAAGCUAAUAUAAUACAUUGAUAUUAAUUAUAUUAAAGUUGUUGCUAAUAGCAAUCGUUAGUAUUACUAUAGCAACUUACUUUAGUAACUGUAACGAUUGGAGCGUAAAUGAAGUUUAGCGAAUCAUCCGGUAUUUGCACCGUUCGUACGAAAUUAAACGCGGAGUACUAGAAACACACAUAUAGAGCUCAAGGUAAAUACGUAGGCUUACAUAGUAGCAACAUCAUAUGACUUUCAACGGUAUUGCGCAAUCUUGCAAUGCACCUGAAAUCGUGCGAACAAGAACCGUUCAAUACUCUUCAAAGUGUCGGAUUCGCAUCGUGUCCAGUUACGCACUGGAAUCAGCGAUUUUUGCAAUUCGAAACUAAAACUAUUCAGGCAAAUCUACCGAUAAAAUAACGUUCCUUCAACGCAUAUUUGCCUAUCGCAAUUGAUUAAUUAUAUAAUUAUUACAACAAAAACAACAAAAAAAAAUAGUUACACUUAACUGCAGAGAAAUAAAAUGCAUGCACACGUAUAGUACGAUAGUGCAUGUAAUUAACGAUAAAAAAAUUCACGUGUGCGAUGUGGGACAUUUUGUAAUUUCGCGGAUCGGGACAAGUCGCAGUUCGAUCGGUUCGCUCUGAUAGCAAUUUGCUUUUUUGAAUUUGUUUUAUUUUUGAAAAAAAGAGCAUAUAGCAGCCCUUGCCUCGCAGAACAACCCACAUGCUAGAAUGGAGAGCUGGUUCAAGAUCAGUUUGCUGCUGUGCGUGUUCGGAUUCAUCAAGGAGUUUCGGCCGUCCGAGCCAUUCAUCUACGAGUACCUUUCUGGACCAUGGAGAGAUCUGGACGACGACGAGGUGACCCAGAAGGUCUACCCUGUGGGUACCUACAGUUACCUGGUUCAUCUGCUGCUUGUCUUCCUCAUCACCGACUUCUUGAGGUACAAGGCUUUGAUCGUGAUCCUGGGACUUUCGGGCAUCAUCGUCUGGAGCAUGCUCAUAUGGACGACAUCGCUGUUCCAUCUGCAAGUUCUUGAGGGCGUCUAUGGAACUUUUAUGUCUUGCGAAGUGGCGUACUACACGUAUAUUUAUGCAAAAGUGGAUACUAAAUAUUACCUGCAAGUCAGCUCGCACACAAGGGCUUCGAUUCUUGCAGGAAGAGCGUUGUCGAGUAUUGUCGCUCAACUGCUCAUUUCCUUCGAGCUCAUGGAUUACAAAGAACUGAACUACAUUAGUUUGGGCGCCAUGAUCAUAGCCAGCUGCUGGUCCCUAUUCCUACCGAACGUCAAAAAAAGCAUCUACUUCCAUCAGGAUGGCGUCGAAAAGGUGCAGAUGUCUUCGAAAUUCCGCGGCGCCUUUACUCUGAUGAAGACCCAUUUCCUGGAGUCAUUUUCAAACAGAUACGCGCUGAAAUGGUCAAUUUGGUGGGCUUUGACUACAGCCGGAUUCAUUCAGGUGCAGGUCUACGCUCAGCCGUUGUGGGGCGAGAUCUUGGACUCCAGCGAAGGGAGCGUUUACAACGGAGCCGUUGAGGCUGCAGCUACUCUUCUCGGCUUUUUGAGCGCCCUCUUCGCCGGUUACCUGAAAAUCGAAUGGAAGGGUAAAGGUGAGCUGGUGCUCUCGAUUUGUGCCAUCAUCGCCGGCGGCCUCAUCGUUCUCAGCUCACAAACCGAAUACGUUAUGGUCAGCUACAUCUGCUACGCUCUUUACUGCUGCAUUUACCAGUUCAUGAUCACCAUCGCCAGCUCCGAGAUAGCCAAAUGCAUUGCGGACGAUAGCUACGGUCUGGUCUUCGGUAUCAACACCUUCAUUGCUCUGGUUUUGCAGACAAUACUCACGCUUAUCUUCGUCGAGGAGAAGGGCUUCCACAUGAAACCCAGAGAUCAGCACCUGGUCUACGGUAUUUACCAUUUCCUGAUUUCCAUCGUCUUCAUCAUCAUCGGACUUAUAUCUCUAGCGAAAAGAAGAAGAAAUAACUCAAAACGUUCACUUACUAUACAAUAAGGCAAAAGACGCAGUACAACUGCCGAAUAGAAUAUAAUUUCAGUACU